This is a messenger RNA of Caretta caretta (loggerhead turtle), 3482 nucleotides long. It is a transcript of the gene PRICKLE3, whose product is annotated as prickle planar cell polarity protein 3. Lineage: Eukaryota; Metazoa; Chordata; Testudines; Cheloniidae. Gene Ontology annotation, molecular function: zinc ion binding. The record is from RefSeq and is a predicted model, not a curated record.
GGCGGGGGAGGAGCUGGGGGGGGCCGCGGUGCCGGGUGCCGUCACCAGACGAUGUUCACCCGGGGGUCUCGGCGCCGACGCUCCUCCCGCCCUCCGCCCGACGAUGCCGACCCUGACCGGGGGCAGCCGUGCCACGCGUGUGGGGACCAGUGUCCCGGCUUCCUGGUGCACGGAUGGAGGAAGAUCUGCCAGCACUGCAAGUGCCCCCGGGAGGAGCACAUGGUGCGGGCGGUGCCCGUCGACCUGGAGCGCAUGAUGGGCCGGCUCAUCUCGGACUUCCAGCGCCACUCCAUCUCCGACGACGACUCGGGCUGCGCCUCCGAGGAGUACGCCUGGGUGCCACCCGGCCUCAAGCCGGAGCAGGUGUAUCAGUUCUUCAGCUGCCUCCCUGAGGACAAGGUGCCCUAUGUGAACAGUCCCGGAGAGCAGUACCGGCUCCGCCAGCUCCUGCACCAGCUGCCCCCCCAUGACAGCGAGGCUCAGUACUGCAGCCCUCUGGAGGAGGAAGAGAAGAAGGAGCUGAAGGUUUUCUCCCAGCAGCGGAAGAGGGAGAAUCUCGGGCGAGGGACGGUCCGGCUGUUCCCGGUCACCAUUACUGGUGCCAUCUGUGAGCAGUGCGGGAAGCAGAUCCGCGGCGGGGACAUCGCGGUGUUCGCCAGCCGGGCGGGGCACGGGGCCUGCUGGCACCCCCAGUGCUUCCAGUGCACGACCUGCCGGGAGCUGCUCGUGGAUCUCAUCUACUUCUACCAGGAGGGGAAGAUCUACUGCGGGCGGCACCAUGCCGAGCGCCUCAAACCCCGCUGCCAGGCCUGUGACGAGAUCAUCUUCGCCGACGAGUGCACGGAGGCCGAGGGCCGCCAUUGGCACAUGCGCCAUUUCUGCUGCUUCGAGUGCGAGGAGGCGCUGGGCGGGCAGCGUUACGUCAUGCGCCAGAGCCGCCCCUUCUGCUGCCGCUGCUACCAGGCCCUCUACGCGGAGUACUGCGACGCCUGCGGGGAGCCCGUCGGCAUCAACCAGGGCCAGAUGACCUACGAGGGCCAGCACUGGCAUGCCACUGAUGCCUGCUUCUGCUGCACCCGGUGCCGGCUGCCGCUGCUGGGCAAACCCUUCCUGCCCAAGGCGGGGCAGAUCUUCUGCUCCCGGGGCUGCAGCCUGGGGGGGGACGACGCCAGCGCCUCGGACUCCUGCGACUCGGCCCUCCACGGCCCCCGCCCCCAGGACGGGCACCGGGCCCCCCCCGCCCGCCGACCACCCGUCGCCCGCUCCAUCUCCUUCGCCGGCCGCACGGCCCCAGCCCGGGGUGCAGACCCCGGCGGGCGGCGCAGCUGGAGCGGGACCCCUGGGGCGGAGGAGGGGGGCGAGCUGGCCGGAUGCACCUCGCGGGGCACCUCCACCUGCCCAGGACCCCCAGAAGAGGAGGAAGGAGGUUCUGAGUCCCGCUUCCUGCGCGGCGUCCCCCACCGACACUCCAUGCCCGAGCUGGGCCUGGCCCCGGCCAAGGGGGCCGACUGGACCAGCAGCUCUGCCUCCAAGCUCUCGGUCUCCCCCCGGCUCAGCCAGGGCCCCCCGCUGGAAGACAGGGGGGCGGGGGGCUUCCCGCGGGGUACCGCCCCCCGGGUGAGCUUCCGGGAGCCCCUGGUGGCAGGAGAGCCGGGGGGGCCCCACAGCAGCCAGCUGCAUCAGAGCCGGCCCCGCACCCGGCCCUGCUCCUCCUCCGACAACGCCCUGCACCUGGCAGGGGAGGGGGAGCCCGAGGGGGGGCUCCCCCCGGAGGAUCAGGGCCGGGGGGGGCGGCCCCUGGUCUGUUCGGCCUCGGAGGGGGCCUUCCUCCCCAGCCACCGGCGCCGCUACCUCCGGGGCCACGGUGGCGCCUGGCGCUGCUACUCCUCCUCCUCCUCCUCCUCCUCGGACUCGGAGGAGGAAGGCUUCUUCCUCGGGGAGCCAAUCCCCCUGCCUCCCCACCUGCGGGGCGGGGCCGGCCCCCCGCUGGCCGCUGCAGCGGGGCCCCCCCGGCAAGGAGGGGGCAAAGGGCACCAGGGGCUGCGCGGGGCUCGGGACAGGAGCUGCGUGGUGGCCUGAGUCGACCUUUGAACUUCGACCCUCCUGCUGGCAACGACCUCUCCCAUGUGACCUGUCCACGGCGGCCUCUGACCUGCACUCGUGACCUUUGAACUUUGACCCCCGGCUGGCAACCUUUGACCUCUGCUUGUAGCCUUCUGUCCUUGCUCACAACUUAUGAGCUUUGACCUCUCCGGUGUGGCCUCUGACCUUUCCUUGUGACCUUUAGACUUUGCCCUCUUUGCUGUGAGCUCUGACCUUUAAUGGUCACCUUCCAUGGAGGACCUUUGAACUUUGACCUUUUCUGGAGUCACCCCUGGGACUCUCAACGAUUGGCUCCUGCAUUGGAACCUCUGACCUUUUGAUCUGUGACCUUUCCAGCUCUAUGACCUUUGUGACCUUUCAUCUGGAAUCCUCAGCCAUUGACCUCUGUGGUGACCUCUGACCUUUGCUGUGAAUGCUCGGUGGUUGGUCUUUCCACUAUGACCGUAACUCGUCACGUAUCACUGGGGACCUUUGGACUUUGACCUUUCUGCUGUGACCUCUGACCUUGUUCACCUGGGAUGUUUGCACUGUGACCUUUCAACUUUAACCUCUGGCCAAGAAUCCUGGGGCAAAGACCUCUCAACAGUGACCUUGACCCUUGUCUUUGCCCUGGGGCUGUGGAAGGUUGGACCUCGCCUGUGUGAUCUUUGACCUCUCCUCAGGGACCUAUGAGCAUUGACCUACCCAUUGUGACCUUUGAACCCUACUCAGGAUCUUUGCAUCGGUGACCUUUGAACUCUGGCACCUUUCCACUGUGGCUGGUUAGAUUUGGUGGUGACCUUUGACCUGCUGGUGGUGAGCUUUCCCUUGUGGCCUUUGACCUUUCCACUGUGCCCCUUGACCUUUGGCUGUGAACUUUGACCUCUAGCCCCUGAAAAAUGCCCUCCCAUUCUCACCCUUUACCUUUGGCUGGGAGCUUUGCACUGUGACUUUGGGGCCCUUGACCUGUUGACUUUUGCGCUUUGACCUUUCACCCCCUCACAUGAUUUUUGGGGGAUCAUCAUUGACCUGUGACUUGUCCAUUGUGACCUUUGAACUUUGAUCUGGGAGGGGGGUCAGCAGGAUUUUGGCUUUUUUUUUGGUGUGUUCCCCCAUUUAGAUCAGGGGUUUUUUGAUUGUUUAAUAGUGGAACAUUUGGGGGGUUCAGUUCCCACCCUCCAGACCCCCUUGGGGGCUGCGCUCGGGGGCAGGUGGAGGGGGGGUUUCAGAGAAUAGGGGGGUACAGUUAUAUGUGGGGGUACACCCUGUACUGGUCUCAGUACAGAAUUGGGGUCCCCAAUGUGUCUGGAAUUUAACCUUCCAAUUUGUUUUUCUCUUAAAGGGUUAAUUUAAAGGGGAAAAAAGCAACCUUUUAAUAAAAGAGCCCUUUAAAACCUGGA